GGGUAAUGAAGAAUACUUGUUGACACAUCCGGUAGCCUCAGUCCAUGGAUGGUUAAAAGCAUCAUUAUACAUUACUAUUGGAGAAUGUUGUAUUGUUAGAUGUUCAAAAACAAAACUGAAAGCCAUUUUGGAAUACAAGGAGGAGAAGUGGCUUGGAAGACCGAAAUUUGUGGUAGAAGGAAAAAUAUUCAGUUAUGAUCCAGAGAAUGAUUGCGUGAACAAAUUGAAAAACGUGAAUGAAAAAGAUGUUAUUGCAGAGAUUACAGGAAGUUGGCGCGGACAAAUAUAUAUUAAAAGAUUGGACACAAAUAAAACCAAAUUGCUUUUGGAUAUGGAAAAAAUUCAACCGAUACCCAAAAGAGUAAAACCAAUCGCAAAGCAAGGUCCAUUUGAAUCGCGGAAUAUAUGGAAACCUGUAUCAAUGGCAUUGUUUCAAAAGGAUUAUUCGAAAGCAACUAAAGAAAAGAACUUAAUUGAGGAAAGGCAGCGACAGAAGGCAGCGGAAAGGAAAGCAAAGAAUGAAGAGUUUGUGCCUAUCUUUUUUAAUUUACCGGUUGUUGACGGAAGACCUGAAUUAAAAGAACAUGCACAGGAUGUACUGGCUAAAGAACGUGAUUUAAUAUUAUAA
This is a messenger RNA of Acaulospora colombiana, 628 nucleotides long. The record is from the annotation of a GenBank genome assembly. NCBI's taxonomy places the organism in Eukaryota, Fungi, Glomeromycota, Glomeromycetes, Diversisporales, Acaulosporaceae.